This is a messenger RNA of Anoplophora glabripennis (Asian longhorned beetle), 1857 nucleotides long. RefSeq lists its product as uncharacterized. Lineage: Eukaryota; Metazoa; Arthropoda; Insecta; Coleoptera; Cerambycidae. The transcript has 5 exons. The coding region runs from base 147 to 1796 and encodes 549 amino acids. The record is from RefSeq and is a predicted model, not a curated record.
UUUCAUUAUUACAGAACAGUUCGCUUUCGAGAGUUGACCAGAGAGGUUAUUUCUUAAAGUUUCACUGGCCUUUAGCCAACAACGAGAUAGUUAAGUAAUUAGUAUGACAAUUAGUUCGUACGCUUAAGUGACCCACGCUGUUCCUAAUGAUGUUUAGGACGACCGUGUUUGUUAUUUUUCUGUUUGUAACAGUUCAUGUCAUAGAAUGUGGAAGGACUGGUGGACGUGGAGGCAGAGGAAGAUCAUCUAGUUCUAGGACUUCACAUCGCACUUCAACAGUUCACCAUAACCCCAUAACGCACCAUACGUCCUCCAAUAACUAUGGUUCUAGUCAUGGAAGCGGAAAUGUGAGACCCAUAGGUUUUGUGGACCAUUCGAAGCCAUCCGCACCUUCUGGAUCCUCGUCGCAUAAUACUCCAUCACAUGGCUCAGGGGGCAAUGAAAGACCUAUCGGUUUUGUCACUGACCAUCAGACUGCGAAACACAGUCCCUCGUUGGGCAAUGCUCCACCACCACAUGGUUCAGUAGGUACUGGAGCAGAGAGACCCAUUAGUACUGGAACAGUAAGGCCGAUUGGAUUCGCCACUGGUGGUCAUGAGACACCAAAACACAGUCCUGCCCUGGGCAAUAACCCACCUCCCUAUAGUCCAGGAAAUUAUGGACAGAAUCCUCCCCCCUACAAUCCACACUACAACAACCCCGCAGGAUACGGGCCACCCCCACCCUACAGUCCCACUGGUCAUCCCCAAAAUCCAGCGGGAUACGGACCCCCUCCUCCCUACACCCCCAGUAACUACCAUCCCCAAGGUGGUUAUCACCCUCAAGGCGGUUAUCACCCUCAGGGCGGUUACAACCCACAAGGCGCUUACCACCCCCAAGGUGGAUACCACCCGCAAGGAGGUGGAGUCACAGUGAUCAACAACAACGUAAACAAUCACCACUACGGCGGUGGCGGCUAUGGUGGUGGUUACGGAGGAUGGGGAUAUUCGCCCCCAGUAUACACCACCCACGACACCGGCAGUACAGCGCUGGGUUUCUUCUUGGGUUACUCCCUGGCGAAAGUGACUACCCCCAGUUUCCACUAUCACAAUAGUUACUACGAUGGGUAUGGCUACACCCCGAGGUACGACCACUAUACCGUCCAUCAUUACUAUCACAACAGAGAUACGGUUCAAAAGGAAGCCACCAUCGAGCCCAAUGCGAUCGUCGUUUGUGCUGGGGAUAGCGGCGCUUUCUGUCCGGCGAAUACAACGUCCCUCUGCACCAACAACGGUGCUGUGAUGUGCGUAGCUAGUGCCACUUCCACGGUUCCUUGUAUCAAUGAGAAACAAACCAACUGCGUAAGGAGUAGCAUACCAUGCAAGGAUAACAACAGUACGGAAUGCAAGCGGUCUUCUGCGAGUACAGCUUCUAUCACAAUACCUUGCAUUUCUACAGCCAAAGUUUAUGGAAGCAUUAGUUUUGUGAACAACAGCAUCGUCGUUUCUAAUACCACUGCUAGUAAUACAACUGUGUCAAACACUACUACAAGCAAUCCUAAUACGAACAUGACUCUGAUUGAUUCAGUUUCAAAUACUACAAAUUCUACAGCUACAACCACCGCAAACCCUACACUGUCGACGAAUACAACAGCUGUGACAAAUACAACCAACGCAGAGAAAGGCCCACCACAGAUGUUCUGUGUAACUAUUCUGGCUCUGCCAGCGGAAAGAAAAUUAACCGAGGGGGAAAAACUAUUUAGUCAAACCAAAGAAGUUUUCGCUUCAUUCGCUGUUAAUGCGUUGGGGAUAGAUUGAAACAAGUGUAUAUACUUUUUUUAUAUUGUUUUUAAGUUUUAAAAAUACAUUUUGCAGGUGA